AAAAGUUUCUUCGCUCGUCGUCGGUCGCAAAAAGUCGCGUUUUAUCAGAGGUCUUUUUCUGCCAGGGGAAAAAAUUGCAAACGAAAAUCCUCCAAAUCCGGCCGGCCAAACCGGGUACGUGGCGUGCGUUCGAUUAGUGUUGCUUCCGCCGGAGAUGCGUUCGUCGUGAUUCCGGUUGCGGGUCGGGUAAUUUUGCGGUAAAUUUUCGUUGCGGCGAUUCGGGUCGGCUUCUCGGGAGGCUGCUGCCGGAAGAACAACAAGAGGAACAUAUUUUUUUUGUGGGACGAGCAGCAAGAAGAAGAGCGGCGACACCAAGGAAAUCGCCAACACGUAAACUACUUUGAAGUAAAUCUGCAAGUUUAAACGCGAUGGAAAAGCAGCCGGAGGAACCUGCUGUGGCGGAGCCGGUCGAGGAAGCAAAAUCGCCGGAAGAACCGGUGGCCGAGGCAAAGUCUUCGGAAUUGGUCACCGAAACGGAGGUGCAGGAAAAGCCAAAUGAAAAAGAUUCCGCAAAUGAGGAGGAAAAGUCUGAGCAAAAAGAAGCGAGUGGUGAUGGUAGUGAAAAGGUAGAAGAGGAAAAGCCGGACGAAGAGUUGGUUGAGCAACGGGAUGAGCCGGAACGGAAGAAGGAAGAUGAUCCAGAAGAAACAGCGGAGGAGUUUGAGGAUGCCGUAGACACCGUGGGAGAGCCCGAUGACAUUGAGUUCCCGGAUCACUUCGGUGGUGACUCGUCGACGCGCUCCUCCCGCCGCGGCUCGGUACGCUCUGAUGGGGCGGCCUCCUCGUCGGACGAACAAAUGCCCCGGCUGCGCGUCACCGAGUCGGAAACGGUCGAAAUCGAGAGCUCGCCGGAAAAGUCACCCAAAACGGUCAGCAAAGCCCCGCGGCCGGGACCCUCCAAGGUGAUCGAAACGGUCGAUUUGGACGAUGACGAGGAGGAGUACGACGAGGAUCGGUCGUUCGAGGAGGACGACGAGGACGAUUACUAUGACGAUCCGGAGUCGGACGAUCAGGACGUGAACCGGGUGAUUCAGGACGCGGUGGACGAGAUUGACGCGAUGGACAGCCGGGGGUCGGGCGAGGAGGACAAGAUGGACGUCAGCUCGGACGAUGACGGGGAGGAUUACAGUGAUUACGACGAUGAUGACCGUCGGAGGAGCGUUGUGGAGUCGCGGAAGGGCAGUGACAAACGGAAGAGGGGAGGUAGUGAUUACUCCGAGGGGGAGAUUUACGACGCGGAUGACGGUGAUGAGUACGACCAGGUGGGGGAAGUGGACGAACCGGGACGGAGCUACCGGCCGUCCAGGUCGCGGGGAGUGUCGCUGGGGCAAAUCAGUGUGGACGACGACAGUGAGGAGGAAAAGGAAAAGGUCAGUCCGAAGAAGAAGGCUGGUGGCAAGGUGAAGUACAAAUCGUACCGCCAGAAGCUCGUCGCCGGGAUUCGCAAGCGGACCCUUAAAAUCCUAAACAAGCGCAGCAUGCACGUUAUGGAAGAGGGCAGCGACGCGACGCUCGUCUGCUCCUCCGCCGAUGCCACCGCCGCCAAAGUAGUCAGUCUCAAGUCGAGCAGCGUCGCGACGCCGAACGCCACCACCAGUAGCAAGUCACCUGCGCCGGAAGAGGCACGUCUCAGCGGCAAGCCGGAAUCACCUAGGGAAGCCGCUCUGGUUGAUAGCAAGAAGGGGAGCAGCAGCGAUGAGAACAAGGAGAACAUGACGGUCAAGGAUAUUGAAGUGGCGACCGCAAAGGUGGUUGAGGAGAAGGUCAAGCCGGCUAAGGAUGACGAGAAGAAGCGGGAGGGAAGUGGUGAGGACGUCAUGUCCGGCAUGGAGAUUGAGGAGGACCAGCAGGACUGCACGUACCGGAAUGGGUCCAAGACGGAAGAUUUCAACGACGAGCUCACAUUCCAGAUGGAUGGUGGAAGUGGCGCUGGGAGUCAGCAGUCUUCGAAUGGUGAUGACGACACGGAGGAAGGGGACGACGAUGAGGAGCAGGAGGAGCAGGGUGCGGUGGAUUUGUCCUCGUCGACGGAGACCGUGAACAAGCCGGAAGAGCCGGCGGAGAGUUCGUCGGAGAAGAGUGUGACGAAGACAACGCAGAAGCCGGAAGUUCCGGUGGAGGAGCCAGAUCUCAGCAGCGUGGAAAAGACGGUCAAGGUUGAGCCGAUGGAGCAGCCGGAGGAGCGGCGGGAAGAAGCGCCAACGGUGGAUUUGAGCAGCAAGACUAGUCGUAAGGAGAAGCCGGUUUCGCGGAAGCGACGUCGCUCCGUCGAGGAGUACGAAGACGAAGAGGACGCCGAGCCGGUGAUGCCUUCGAAGAAGUUGAAACGCGAGCUGGAGUGCAACUUCCGGGCGCACGACCUCCUGCUCAAGGAGUACAUCGAGAACACGUCCAACGACUCGAUGGAGGACGUCCACAAGAACACCGAGCUGCUACAGGUCGAAAUUCAGACCCUAAACGAUAUGAUACGUGCCAAAGAGAACGAGUGGAACAACAUGAUCCACCUGAAGAAGGUCAAGGAGGAGAUCCUGAUGAGGUUGACGCGGAAAAAGAACGUCCUCAACAUCGUCCACACCAAGCUGGGCGAGGAACCUCCCGCGGACUACAGCCUGUCGAACGUCCGAUCGGCCUCGGUCGGCCCAAGACCUCCAACGCCCCCGCCCGAAGUCGACAUCCGACCGGCGUCCGUCACACCCCUUCACAGCUCCCGCCAAAGCGCCAACACCUCGACCGCCAACGACAGCCGGCGUUCCGCGCCCAGCACCAACAGCAGCAGCCUCUUUGCCCAGUUCAACCACAUCAACAGUUCCGUAACCAUGGUGCCAUUAUCGACCUCCCCCUCCCUCAUCACUUCCACCAACACGAUCCUCCAAUCUCGCGCCAACAUGAAGCCCGCCGAGCUCGCCAAGGAAAAACCAAACGCCGCCCAAAUCCAGCGGCAAAUCCUGCCCAAACCCAUCCUCUCCAACCACCAGCAAAUCCUAAACAACCUGGCCAUGUCGGCCGGACUCACGGCCGCCAACGUGACCAGCUCCACGAUCUCAAACACCACAUCGUCGGCGUCGUCGUCCAACACGAUGGCCGCGGCAGCCAUCGCCGCCAACAACAUCCUAGCCGGGCUCGGCCUCUCCGCCCAAGCGGCGGCCCUUCUGAACGGCCACCACAAUCCGGGCGGCCACCAGAAUCAGCACAACAUCAACAACCAGCUGCAGGUGGGCCGGCAGGGCGUCAUCAAGGACGUCAAGAGUAUUAUCGCCGACUACCGGCAGAAGCAUCCGGAGCAGGUGCCGCGGCGUGGCCGCCGGCUGAAGAACAUACCGUCGUACGACGGGAAGGGAGGUUCGAGUGCGGACGCUCGGAUGAGGGAGCUGAGCUUCCUGCUGGCGGCAGCGGAGAACACCUCCCGUCCCUCCAGCAACGACUCGUCCCAGAGCAAUUCCAACGCCCCACCACCAACCACCCUCCCGGGGGCGGUCUCCUUCAAGGACGUCCUGGUCCAGUUUGCCAAAAUGAGCCAAUCCGACCGCUCGCUGCUGUCCAGCCUGAGCAGUCUGAGCAAUGCCGUAACAGCAGCAGCAGCAGUAGCCUCUGCCGGCGGAACUUCCGUGGCCACUACUACCAAUUGUUCGUCUUCUUCCCAACAGCGAUCGUCCGGUGGCGGCGAGUCGGCCGUGCCCAGUAUGGGCAAGGGCGGUGCCUACCCGGAAGUCACGCUCCACCCGGUGAUGAACUCGGCCAGUUCCAACUCUACCGCGCUACCCGAGUUGAACCUCAGCAACGGUGGUACUUCCGCGAAUCAAUCCCAAGCCGCCAACUCGACCAGCAACUCGUUGCUCCACGGCAUCCUUACCAAGUCCGCGUCCCGGCCGAAUCCGGCCACGACCGCCACCUCCGGCCCAGGCUUCACUUCGUUUUCCCCAACGCUGGCCCGACUCCUGACGGCGCCCGAGCGGAUGAACUCGGCGGCGGCGGCCCAGCAACAAGCUGCCACCGUCACGUCCGGGGCGUUGGCCAAUCUGCAGGCCAGCACCGGGCUCAAUUUGUCCAAGUCGAACAGUGAAAUCACCAUCACCCCGGUCGGGGGUGGCAAUGGGGGCUCGAAUGGCGGUAGCACCAGCAUUCAGGCGUCGCUGCUGCAGGCCGCCGCCGCCCAUCAGCAGCUGCAGGAGCAGCAAAAGCAGCUGCAGCGGCUGCGUGAGCAGCACUUUAUGAGCAUGGACGACGAAGCGGAGGACAGCGUGGACCGGCUGGUGAUUGACGAGGGCGAUGACCACCACGGCCACCACGACGGCCACGUGAACAAUUCCGGUGGCGGCGGCGGCGGCCAUCACCAGCGCAAUCACCGCGGCGAACCGAGCGUGGUCAUCACGGCCCGUGGCAGCGGUGGCGGAAACGGUCCCGAGUUCCACGAGAAUGACGUGCCCGAGUGCCAGGGCUGCAAAAAGCGCGAGGCCCAGUUUGUGUGCGCCGGAUGUGGCAACCAGUGGUACUGCAGCCGCGAGUGUCAGGUCAACGCCUGGGACGACCACUCGGAAGUGUGCACCGGUUAAGCUAAACUAAUCCCCAGGUAUUAUCGUUUUAUUCAAAAACUGACUAAUUAAACAAACACAAGCGCACUUGAGAGACAUUCAGCUUUCAGUAUGAAACGUUUUCUACAAUUCAACAAACUACCAGUUAUAAAAUGAAUAUAACCUUUUUAAACAAGUUUAAAUAAACAUUAUUAAAGAAAAAAUAGACACAGCAAAACUAUCUCUAAAAGACUACGAAGAAAGGUAGCAAAACAAUCUUAAUUUAAAAAAAGCAAAAACUUAUCUAGCAGCAAGAAAUCAUCAAAAUUAGCAUUAAAAAAGUUAGUUUGCAUUUCUUAGUGUUUUCUUUGCUCUAAAGUUAAAAAAUAAAACGAAUUUCACAAUCAAUUCACACAACAGCAGAGUAAGAACAAGUCCUUGGUUAAACAAGUGCAACAUUUUUAUCGUAGCUUUCUUAUAAAAAGAAUUUAAGUAAAUUUUCAUUUGAUUUGAACAUAAAUUUCAUAAAACAACAAACACCUAGCCGUUAUUACCCUAAUUAUUAUCGUAAAUUAUAUAAAAAAAGAAACAUCCUAACCAACAACUAAACGCAAGCAUAUUUACCACUAUCAAGA
Molecule: messenger RNA, 5143 nt
Organism: Culex pipiens pallens (northern house mosquito)
Lineage: Eukaryota; Metazoa; Arthropoda; Insecta; Diptera; Culicidae
Product: probable serine/threonine-protein kinase kinX
Exons: 7
Coding region: 369-4550 (1393 amino acids)
Biological process (GO): regulation of transcription by RNA polymerase II
Cellular component (GO): nucleus
Molecular function (GO): DNA-binding transcription factor activity, RNA polymerase II-specific
Source: RefSeq, a predicted model, not a curated record